Molecule: messenger RNA, 2602 nt
Organism: Schistosoma haematobium
Lineage: Eukaryota; Metazoa; Platyhelminthes; Trematoda; Strigeidida; Schistosomatidae
Gene: MICU1
Product: Calcium uptake protein 1, mitochondrial
Exons: 12
Coding region: 355-1917 (520 amino acids)
Biological process (GO): mitochondrial calcium ion homeostasis; calcium import into the mitochondrion
Cellular component (GO): uniplex complex
Molecular function (GO): calcium ion binding
Source: RefSeq, a predicted model, not a curated record
CGCAGCAAACAAAGUUUUACGCGCGAUCAGAAGUCUGAAUUUAGGAAAAAUAUUAACUUGUGGAAAAUCGUAUCCCGCUCAGCUUCAUUGUCAACAUGUUCAUUCUAUAAAUUUAAAUUAUUUGAAUAAACCUUUUCUGGGCUGUUUCUUUGAGAGUAGCGACCGCAACGCUAAAAAAAGGAAGCGUCGACAAAGAAUCAAGGUUGCUGUUUUUUGGAAGAGAUCACUCCAGUCACUACACACUCUUAGAUUGUUAUCGGUGUAGCAUUAGUUUCUCUGAAGACAAUCAGUUCAAUUGGAUUGCUAAUUUUUCGAAGGUCAAGUUAAACUGUACAUUCUCGAAAAACUAACUAGAUGCUGUUCUGUCACUUAUCGCGACAUUUUCUUGGGUCUUUUGGCAGACGUUCCUUUUCCAAAAUAUCAUUUUGUUAUUUCUUGAAGUGGGAUCCUUGUAUAACUUUUCAGCAAAAAAUUACUAUACACGGUCCCUACCGUAAUCGUUACACUCAUUACAAAAAUGCAUAUCCUAGAAAACUAGAAACUUAUUACGACGUAUACUACUUUGGCGCUUUAACGUGUGUAUUUUUACUAUUUAUUUCUGUAGGCUUCCCUUAUUUAGAACGGAAGGUUUAUGAGUCCAAUGAUGACAAAGGUGCGAAAAAGAAGGUAUGUAAUGUGACAAAUGCCAAAUGUCAGUCAGAGGUUUCUGACACAGAUGAGGAACAGCGACAUCAAAACGACUCUGUAAGAAAAAAACAUGCUGGAUUUCGAGACAGGAAGUUCAUUGCAUACGAAAACCGAAUUCGAGCCUAUUCUACGCCGGACAAAAUCUUCCGAUAUUUUGCAACUCUUAAAAGCAUAGAAGAAGACAAUGAAACAGUUUACAUGACUCCUGAAGACUUCCUUCGUUCAAUUACCCCAGGUAUUAAACAACCUGAUGGUUUAGAUUUGGAUUCAUUUAAGAGAUAUGACCCAAAGACGGGAUUAGUUUGGUUCCAUAACAAGAGUGAAAAAUUAAAUUUGGACAUACCUAAAGAAUCAGUAUUUUAUAAGCUUUGUGAUCAAGCUUUAAUCACAUUUACUGAUUUUAUAUUCCUAUUAACUGUACUUUCGACACCUCGUCGACAGUUUGAAAUAGCUUUUCGUAUGUUUGAUAUUAAUGGAGAUGGGGAAUUAGACAUAAACGAGUUUGAAGUUGUUCGUUCGGUAAUUAUGGGCACUACUGCUAUGGGUCGUCGUCAUCGUGAUAAUUUAACAACAGGUUGUACUUUGAAACCAGGUAGUUCUAAUAGUGCUUUCAAACGCUAUUUCUUUGGUCCAAACGGUGAUCAGAAGUUGCCAAUCAGUAAAUUUCUUCAAUUUCAUUCUGAUUUACAAGAGGAGAUUAUGCGUCUAGAAUUUGAAAGAGCUGAACCAAAGAAUGGAAAAAUUACUGAAGUACAAUUCGCCAAUUCUCUACUUGUUUAUGCUGGAUUUUCUGAGAAUAAAAGACGUAAAAUGAUUCGUCGAGUAAAAGCAAAAUUUCCUAUAGAUUCUGAUCAGUCUAGUGGUAUCACGUAUAAAGAUUUUUCUGAUUUCAGUCAUUUACUUCGAUCUAUUGCUGAUGUGGAUACUGCUUUAACAUUUUAUCAUAUGGCUGGGGCAUCAAUUAAUCAAGAUACUUUAAACCAUGUUGCUUCGACUGUCGCCAAUCUUCACUUGUCACCACAUGUUUUAGAUGUUGUGUUCACUUUAUUCGAUGAGAAUAAUGAUGGACAAUUAAGUUAUCGUGAAUUUGUUGGUGUUAUGCGACAUAGACUCUUACGCGGUUUGGAUAAACCUAUGGAUACAGGUUUUAUUCGAUUACUUAGUGCUGUAUUUCAUUGUACUAAAGAACAAAUCAAUCUUGGAAUUAGUUCUACUUAUAAAGGUGUUUGAAGAGUUGACUAGUUUACUUGUGAGAAUUCACAGACAUAUGUCACAGGAUGAAUAAAAAAGAGUUUGAUGUGGGAUUACUUAUCUACUUAUUUCCUUUGUUUCUUCUAAAUAAAUCAUGCUUUAUGCUGUUCAAUUAAACUUGACGGUAUCAUUUAUGUAUAUGUACCUCUUCACAUUUCCACACUCUUACAUGGAUAUUAAAAUUGAUAUUACAAAAAGCAUUAUCGUUGUACUACAUUACUUUUCGAAUUAAAAUGUCUAAUAAUAAUAUGAGUUCUGUUUUUUCCCAAAAUUUUAUUUCUAUGAAUAUAUAUUGUUUUUUUAUUUCUAUCUGAAUUUGUGUCUUUUCGAACAGGUAACAUAUUGUUUUAACUUGAUAAACCCAGUUAGAUUUUCAGAUAAUUAGUUUUUUUAAUUAAUUUAUUUGGAUGUAUCACGAGUGCUUUCAAAUUACUUUAGGGGAUUUGUGAAGAUUGUUGAAUUUCAAUUCUUACACCACUGAUUAAUCUUAUACAGCCAUUGAAAAACCAGGAAGCACUGAAUACCUGCUUUAUUUCAAUAUGAGACCUAAGUGGUGCUCAUCCACAAUCUUUUGGUAUCGAACUCAGGAUCUUCAGAUCACACAGCGAGUGCUCAACCUUCAGACCACUAAGGAAGCUUACAUGUCUAAUUUGAGCUUCCCCCG